Malassezia globosa CBS 7966 is the source of this 189-nucleotide messenger RNA. RefSeq lists its product as uncharacterized. Bases 1 to 189 code for a protein of 62 amino acids. NCBI's taxonomy places the organism in Eukaryota, Fungi, Basidiomycota, Malasseziomycetes, Malasseziales, Malasseziaceae. The transcript has a single exon. The record is from RefSeq and is a predicted model, not a curated record.
AUGCUGACGAUCUUUGUCCUGUUAUAUAUUUUGGCAUUCCAGGAAACUUUACCUCGUGUCCUAGCCAAGUUUAUUACGCAGCCCGGCAUUGUGAUUCCUAGAUUCAAUGAAACGUUCCGGGACAAAUCUAUUGAUGUCGCCGAUGGCUAUAUCUUUCUAAGCCCGCGUGUCUCUGGACUCGAGGACUAA